GCGUCACUUCCGGGAAGAGCGCGCCUCAAUCAGAAUGGGGGCAGGAGUAGCUUGUACUAAAGGCGACUGCGAUUGACUUUUUUUCAUUCUCCCGCAUGACGUUUUUCUGGGUAGGUGGCCGGCUACCGCCGUGAUUCAUGUAUUAGUGGUGCACGGGUUGUCACUUUUCUACAAGUCUUCCAGGCUGAAGGGAAAACUUGUCUAGGUCCUCAUAGUUGAGAAAUCGCUAAGAGGUGAAGUUGAGCCCAGAGCUACACAUAUAGCUAAUCUUAUGAAAAUGUGUGGACGGAAAGCAAUCUGAAGGAAAUUGGGGACCACAGAAUUUACUGGCUGAAAUACAUUGUAUUUGUUCAUACCAAGAGUGGAGGACUAUUUUUUUUUUCCUGCUAAAAUCACAAUGGAGGCAGAAGAACAGCAACAACCAUGGAAGACAGACUUUUACUUGGAAUUGCCAAAAGUGGAACUUCAUGCCCACUUGAAUGGAUCCAUUAGUUCUAAUACCAUGAAGAAAUUAAUAGCUAAGAAGCCAGAUCUUAAAAUCGAUGAUCAGAUGACUAUGAUUGACAAGGGAAAGAAACGAACUUUAGAAGAAUGUUUCCAGAUGUUUCAAACUAUUCAUCAGCUUACUAGUAGCCCUGAAGAUAUUCUAAUGGUCACAAAAGAUGUCAUUAAAGAAUUUGCAGAUGAUGGUGUCAAGUACCUGGAACUAAGGAGCACACCCAGAAGAGAAAAUGCUACUGGAAUGACUAAAAAGACUUAUGUGGAAUCUAUACUUGAGGGCAUAAAACAGUCUAAAGAAGAAAACUUAGACAUUGAUGUUAGGUAUUUGAUAGCAAUCGACAGAAGAGGUGGCCCUUCAGUGGCCAAGGAGACUGUUAAACUUGCUGAAGAGUUCUUCCUUUCUACUGAGGGAAUAGUUCUUGGCCUUGACCUCAGUGGAGACCCUACUGUAGGACAAGCAAAAGACUUCUUGGAACCUCUUUUAGAAGCUAAAAAAGCAGGUCUGAAGUUGGCAUUGCAUCUUUCGGAGAUUCCAAACCAAAAAAAAGAAACACAAAUGCUCCUGGAUCUGCUUCCUGACAGAAUCGGGCAUGGAACAUUUCUCAACUCCUGUGAGGGAGGAUCCCUGGAUCUGGUGGACUUUGUGAGGCAGCACCGUAUACCACUGGAACUCUGUUUGACCUCAAACAUCAAAAGUCAGACAGUUCCAUCUUACGACCAGCAUCAUUUUGGAUUCUGGUACAGCAUUGCCCAUCCUUCUGUGAUCUGUACUGAUGAUAAGGGUGUUUUUGCAACACUCCUUUCUCAAGAGUACCAGCUGGCAGCUGAAACAUUUAAUUUGACCCAGUCUCAGGUGUGGGAUCUGUCUUAUGAAUCCAUCAACUACAUCUUUGCUUCUGACAGUACCAGAUCUGAACUGAGGAAGAAGUGGAAUCAUCUGAAGCCCAAAGUGUUACAUUUUUAAGCUGUAAUGAGGUUAACUACUUUUGACUAUGUGUUGCAACCAAGAUCUUCCUGCCAUAUCCCACUUAGUAAUCUGUCCACUGCUCCCUUGGAAGCAUAACAAUCAAGUACAUGGUGGGUGUUUAGGAAAAAUUUCUUAAACUGCCUAGCAGGCUGAGGUCUUAACAUAGCUUACCUCCGUGCUGCUUACUGGAAGGAACUUGAGUGUUGUUGCUAACCAAACUCCCUGUUAAAUUAGCAGUCCCUCCCCAUUAGUGAUCAUAAAACAUCAGGGAAAUCAAAGUAGUUUCUCACCCGGAAAAGCUUUGGAAUUACUAGUUUAAGGUAAAGAAAGGGGAAAACAGAUUGCUGCCAAGACCAUUAAGCUUUCUAGCUCAUGACAAUAGCUUUAUUUUUUUUUUUUGUGCUUAUUUUAAUCAUAUUCCCUUCACUUUAACUUUUUAAAAGUAUUCCCCAGGACUAUUGACAGCAGGCCACAAUGCACCCCAUGGAUCUGUGUGAGGGCCCAGUAGUCAGGGUUAAUCUACUUUGAGUGACUCUAGUGACAGAUAAAGCUAGCUGCUAAAAUCUGGCUUUGCCCUUCUCAUGAAUGUCCCAUCAGUAUUUGAAAGGGAUUGAAGUCAUUGCACCAAUUUAGGAAUAAAAGGAGUGACAGAAUAGCUGGACAAGGGGUGAGAGAGAUAGAAACUGCUGCAGGUUUCAUUUCUAAAACAGCUUCUAUCACUUUUUCUUUGUGGAAGCUACCAGGAUUCCCACCCCAGUACUCACUUUCUCCUCAUUCCAAAAGAUCCCACUAGUAGUGAAACAUCGUGGUAAAUAGGGUCUUUGGGUCUCUUGUAACCCCACCCCUACAUGACGGACCAAUGGCACAGCCUUAUAUAAACUCCCACAUGUCCCAUGGCCACUCAGCUGAGGACAAGGGACUAACUAAGAUCAGUUCUGAACAGUAAGAAAAAUAAUUUAUUAGAUACUAGGGUAUGCUUGAAUUGCUUAAAAUGUAUGUUUUCCCCUAGUAUUAGAGUAAUUUAAGGCUGAUGACACCCAUAAUUUAAAUUACUAAGGGUUUUUCUAUCUGUCUUUUUGUGAUAUUUUAAAAUAUAUAUUUGGUCUUUGACCCUGUUUCCUGGCAUACAAGUCCUAAAAUAAUUAGAAUCUCCAAAGUGAUGUGUUUUUGUAUGCUAAUAAUUGACUGAAGACAGGCAGCCUCUAGGUAGCUGGGGGCUGGUCACCAGAAAGACCAAGACAUGAUUGGUGAUCUCCCAGGAAGGGAGAGGGGCUGAAGGUUAAGUUGAUCACCAGUAGUUUAAUCAAUCAUGCCUACAUAAUGAAGCUUCCAUAAAACUCAAAAGGACAUAUUUCAGAGUGCUUGUAGGUAGUGGAACAUGUGGGGGUUCCUGGAGGGUGGUGUACCGAUAGAGGGCAUGGAAGCUUCUCCUGCCCCCAUACCUUGCCCUAUGCAUCUCUACAUCUGUAUCCUUUGUACUGUCCUUUAUAAUAAACUAGUAAAUCUAA
Messenger RNA from Microcebus murinus (gray mouse lemur), 2976 nucleotides. It is a transcript of the gene MAPDA, whose product is annotated as N6-Methyl-AMP deaminase. Gene Ontology annotation, molecular function: adenosine deaminase activity. NCBI's taxonomy places the organism in Eukaryota, Metazoa, Chordata, Mammalia, Primates, Cheirogaleidae. Gene Ontology annotation, biological process: adenosine catabolic process; inosine biosynthetic process. The record is from RefSeq and is a predicted model, not a curated record.